AAAUUUAAAAAAGGACUAUCAGUUGCUACUUCUUGAACUUAUGAAAAAAAGCUGUUAGCUUCUUUUCAUAUUAGAAUGUCAAUAUCAUCAUCUUCUUCAGUCUCUUUGAGUUUGGUUUCAACUCUCUUAUCUCAAAAGUUAAAUGUCCAUUCUUCAACUCAAUUAUUUCCCCGAGCUAUUCCGAUAACUGCUGCUGCUAGUAAUGAAUCCGUUACUUCUACUACUGAAAAACUUGUCAAUGAAGAAAGCAAUUGCAAGAGAAGAUUGUUACUAUUGGGAGUUGGAGUCCUAUCAUCAACUAGUUUACUCCAAGUAAACCCCCUUCUGGCUGAAGAGGUACCAAAGAACUACAGAGCUUUUGUUGACAAGGAAGAUGGAUAUUCAUAUUACUACCCCUCAGAUUGGAUAGAUUUUGAUUUCAGGGCUCAUGAUUCUGCAUUUAAGGAUAGAACCAAGCAAUUGCAGAAUGUUAGGGUAAGAUUCAUACCUACUGACAAGAAGGAUCUUCAUGAAUUAGGACCAAUGGAGCAGGUUGUAACAGAUUUAGUUACUAAAAGAUAUGCUGCACCAAAUCAAAGGCCAAAUAUAAUCGGCAUGGAGGAGCGAGCUAUAGAUGGGAAGAACUAUUACAGCUUCGAAUAUGUGCUUACAUCUCCAAACUACUCCAGCGUUUCCAUUGCAACUAUAGGAAUUAGCAACGGGAGAUUUUACACCUUAAUUGUGGGAGCAAACGAAAGACGGUGGAAGCGAUUUCGCAGCCAACUCAAAGUCGUCGCAGAUUCUUUCAAGAUGCUUGAUAUCUGAACUACUGAAGAAUAAAGAUAAAUAAACAUAUAAUUUCAUUGUAUAUUCUCUAGAAAAGCUGUCUUCACUUUUACAUUCCUAAACAACAAGAGUUCUUCAGCUUAUUGCAUCCCUAAACAAGAAUAAUUAUAAAUGGGCAAAACCAAACUGAAAUCGGCAAAUUCACUUCAGUUAAUUUUUCAGUUCA
This is a messenger RNA of Mercurialis annua (annual mercury), 991 nucleotides long. Its product is annotated as photosynthetic NDH subunit of lumenal location 1, chloroplastic. Lineage: Eukaryota; Viridiplantae; Streptophyta; Magnoliopsida; Malpighiales; Euphorbiaceae. Gene Ontology annotation, molecular function: calcium ion binding. Gene Ontology annotation, biological process: photosynthesis. The transcript is spliced from 8 exons. Gene Ontology annotation, cellular component: photosystem II; extrinsic component of membrane; photosystem II oxygen evolving complex. The record is from RefSeq and is a predicted model, not a curated record. The coding region runs from base 76 to 804 and encodes 242 amino acids.